AUGAUCAUAUCAAAUAAGUCAGAUAAUAAAGUUCCUAAUUACGCUAGGAAUAUUGGGCACUCCAAGGUCUCAGGGGAAGCUUCAAGUUCGGAUAACACUGAGGAAGACAAAAAAAUAUUGAGUACUUUAAAUAACUUUGAUGCUUCUCCUAUUGAUACGGCGUCGAGGAUUCCGCGCAUCUCCUUUCUCUUGUGUGACACUAGUCCCAAUGUGAUAUCGGCAGACACGCUGCAGACACCUUCGUUGACUAAGUCACUGGAUACUUCAUUUAGCUUCACCUCUCCCAAACUAGCUAAGUUUCAGGAAUGUGUUUCUCCGGUUGUGUCAGUCAAUAGAGGAUUUCGCUACACAAUAAAAGAAGAAGAGGACCAUACCACCGAGAAGAAGCAAAGAAAGAAUAUUAAACUUCCUGAAGAAAUUUGCUUCAGUGGGGGGUUUUUAAGGAACACCAUGAUACGGUACUACGAUACUGAAGUGCUCAGGAGCAGUGAUAAGAAAAGCCUGCGUUCUCCACAGAAGGGGGACUUUCAUCAGAUUUUGAAAGACGUCAGGCAAGCUGAAGUGAUUUUUGAAAACAAGUCUAUUGACGACUUGGGGCCGUUUUUGGAUGCCAAGGCCAAGUCUUUAGAGCCGGGUGUCAAAGAUUUUAGAACUAUCAUUGCCCUCAGGAGAUGGCAAUAUGAUAAUCGUAUAUCUUUAAUGUUUGGAAUUAACCCUGAUCAGGUAGAAGAUAAGAGUGACGUUUUCCACUUUUCUAUUAUAUCUAGAAAAUGUGAGCAUGAUGAUCCAGCUGCGAAGAUUUCGAUAGGGUGGAUACAUUUAGUUGCCACAUAUGAACUCGCAUUAUUGUUGGAGUUUAUCUUUGGCGACAUUGAUGAAAAUAUCUGGGCGAACGAUGAACUUCUUAGCGCAGAAGUGGCCAAUGAUCCAAAGAAGCGAUACCAAUCCAGAAUGAGAUCACGUUAUAAAGGUGCCAUUUUUAUAACAGUAUAUGCCUCCCGAAAGUUGAAUAAAAAUACUCCAGGAUUCCUGGAGGGCAACAGUAGUGGGGAAGAGGAGGUGCCAAUGGAAGCUAGUUCUGUGAGCCGGAAGAAGACCAAAAUUAAGAUAAAAAGAAAAACGUUAAGAUUGAAAGCUGCACUCUAUGACCAAAUGUUAUCUUACAGAAUAGGUGUCACAGGUCAACCAUCACACUCUUUGGUUAAGGUUGAUAAGCUUAUGUGGAUUAUUGAAAGAUCUGUGGAAGCAUAUUCAUGGGUAAACCCUUCAGUAGCACCAGCAGAGGGUUAUAAGAGGUUAUUUUAG
Messenger RNA from Eremothecium cymbalariae DBVPG#7215, 1305 nucleotides. RefSeq lists its product as uncharacterized. The transcript has a single exon. The record is from RefSeq and is a predicted model, not a curated record. Lineage: Eukaryota; Fungi; Ascomycota; Saccharomycetes; Saccharomycetales; Saccharomycetaceae. Bases 1 to 1305 code for a protein of 434 amino acids.